AUGUCUUCUGAAAAUCUAUACAUAAAAAUUGUAGAAUAUUUAACCAACUUAAAAACUGAACAUAUUAUGGCGGCCUCAGUUAUUUAUCAAGGGUUGGAAGAUAAUCCAUGGAUUAACAAGGAUGAAUUAAGAGCUAGCCAAGUUAUUAGUGAUGAAUCAAGUAUAGUGGAACAUUUACCAGAAAAACUGCAAAAGAAAUUUAAGAAACUGGUCGAAGAUAUGGUACCUUCAACAUUCCCUUCAAAGAGUGAUGAAAAGCUAACAGAAGUUGCAAUGAAAAUUUUAGAUGUGUUAAAAAGUAUUUGGUAUAAUCCAGCUUUCAGUCCUGAAUAUUUCUUCUGUCAUAAUUAA
Messenger RNA from Entrophospora candida, 351 nucleotides. The record is from the annotation of a GenBank genome assembly. NCBI's taxonomy places the organism in Eukaryota, Fungi, Glomeromycota, Glomeromycetes, Entrophosporales, Entrophosporaceae.